CUUUUUCUGAUUUUAAGCCCAAUUGUUUUUGCUUUCUUCUUCACCAACAAAACCCUCUCUGGCUGAAGAAACAACACGAUGAAUUCUUCCGAUAUUCCCAAUGAUUCUCGAGGAAAUCGUCGGAUCACAUCCGAUGAAGAAGCCAUCGAAGCACUUCUCAUGGCAGCGAACGAGGUUGAGAAUCGUGAUUUACCAUUAGGGUUUCAAAAUCACGACGUGGAGAUGGAGGAAAGAAAAAGCACCGAUUUGGAUGAUGAAGAUGAAGCUUAUUUAGCAAAUUGGCAGAAACAAUGGGCUGAAGAACAAGCUGCAAGAAAAAGAAGACAUGAUUAUGAAGUUUCGAGAAAUUAUAAAGUUGCGAGAACUUUUGCUCUUGAUUUGCAUUCUGAUCUCAAGAUUGUUGAAAAAACAGAGGAAGAAGAAGAAGUAAUAAGAGAUGAAGAAAAAAGUGAGUUUCAGAGAGCUAAAGAAUCGAUCAAGAAGAGAAGAGAAGAGAUCUCUACAACAAGUGAUAUGGAGAUAGAUCCGAUGACGGUACUAAGGAAAGCUCCUACUCUUGUGGAGCUGAGUGCGAGAGUUCUUGCUCAGAAUAUUGUAGCUAUCAAGUCAUUGAAACUUGUUCCUGAUCAUUUGAGGAAGAAACUCUCGUAUCUUGUUAGUGGUUUAGGCAAAGUCGAUACACGUCUUAUGGAGCUUUUGAUUGAGGAUUCUCCGAAUGAGAUUUGCGCGAAGAACUGUGUCGAAUUAGAGGAGGAUGACUUGAUUAAGAUCCUCUGUGACUGUGACAGAGUUAGCUUGAAGGUGUUGAUUCUUGAUCUUUGCGGAAGAUCCAUUACGGAUUACACGAUAAGGGAGUUCUUUAAACGCGCUCCUAACGGAUUCCCGUCAUUAACUACGCUAUCUCUUCAAGGAGCGUUCUGUUUAACAGACAUUGCAUUGUUGUUGAUAUCGAGUUCAUCUCCUCUGCUUCAGUUUAUUAACCUCACUGAAUGCUCUCUUCUCACUUUCCGCGCUUUGAAGAUUCUUGCUGAUAAGUUUGGUUCCACUCUUAGAGGGCUUAGCAUUGGUGGAUGCCAAGGGAUUAAAUGGUAUAAAGGCUUUAGUAGCAGCCUAUAUAAGUUCGAGAAAUUGAACUAUCUUUCGGUUGCAGGACUCGAUAGUGUUAAUGAUGGUGUUGUCAGAACGUUCUUUAUGUUCCGUAGCUCAAAUCUCACUGAUCUAUCUCUCGCUAAUUGCAAUGAGGUUACUGAUGAUUGCAUUUGGCAUAUUGGGAGGUAUUGUAAAAAGCUAGAAGCUCUUGACAUCACAGACUUGGAUAAAUUGACUGAUAAGGCAUUAGAGUUUAUUACAGAGGGUUGCAAAUAUUUGAGAUCACUCAAACUUACAAGUAACGGAUUUAGUGACGAAGGUAUUGCCGCGUGUCUUGAAGUCUCGGGAGGUUCUCUUAACGAACUUUGCCUAAACAAAGUCCGAAAUGUCGGUCCACAUACUGCCUUUUCGCUUGCUGAAGCUUGCAAGAGGUUACAAUUUUUGGACCUCUCGUGGUGUCGAAGACUCACCCAAGAGGACCUAAGACGAAUUUUGAGAUGCUGCUCGUCACUUAGAUCACUCAAGCUAUUUGGAUGGACACAGGUGGAUGAUACAUUUCUUGAAGAACUUUCAAGAUCACACGUUCAUAUCACCGGAUUGAAAAUGACUUCACUCUACGCUCACCUUGAUAACUUUUACCCAAGUGUAGGUGCCAAGUUCUUCUGAUAAAUUGACAACUACUGGCGUUGCAUAUAGCUCUGAAUUGAUGAUGAACAAUCUUCAUUGUUAGACCAAAUUAUCUCUGUUGUACAGUUUCAUACUAAAAAAAAAGAUAGUGAUAUAUGAACAUGUUACAAUGUCUUUUA
Messenger RNA from Arabidopsis lyrata subsp. lyrata, 1895 nucleotides. RefSeq names its product F-box/LRR-repeat protein 20. Gene Ontology annotation, biological process: SCF-dependent proteasomal ubiquitin-dependent protein catabolic process. Gene Ontology annotation, molecular function: protein binding. The record is from RefSeq and is a predicted model, not a curated record. The transcript is spliced from 6 exons. Lineage: Eukaryota; Viridiplantae; Streptophyta; Magnoliopsida; Brassicales; Brassicaceae. Bases 79 to 1755 code for a protein of 558 amino acids. Gene Ontology annotation, cellular component: SCF ubiquitin ligase complex.